AUGGGUUCCGUUUCCGGUUUGCGGCCAGACCAAAUGCAGCUCAUCAAAGCGACAGUUCCUGUCCUGGUGGAGCAUGGCAAGACCAUCACGACUGUUUUUUACAAGAACAUGUUGGACGCACACCCCGAGCUGAAAAACGUCUUCAACAUGCCCAAUCAGACCAACGGGCAUCAGCCUCGUGCUCUAGCGGGUGCCCUAUUUGCCUAUGCCUCGAACAUCGACAACUUGGCCGCAUUGGGCCCUGCCGUGGAGCUAAUUUGCAACAAACACGCUUCUCUCUACAUUGAACCCGAACACUACGAAAUCGUUGGGAAAUACUUGAUCGAAGCCAUGGGCGAGGUUCUUGGAGACGCUCUCACUCCAGAGAUCAAGGACGCCUGGGCAGCUGCUUACUGGCAGCUAGCAGAUAUCAUGAUCGGCCGCGAGAAGCAAAUCUACCAACAAAACGAAGGAUGGACAGACUGGCGCGACUUCAAGAUUGUCGACAAGGUCAAGGAAUCCGACGAGAUAACUUCUUUCUACCUGGCUCCCGUUGAUGGCAAGCCGCUGCCUGCGUUUCAGCCAGGCCAGUACAUUUCGGUCAAGGUUCAUAUUGACGAGCUGCAACAUGAUCAGCCUCGCCAGUACUCACUCAGCGACAAACCAUCCCCUAACUAUUAUCGCAUCAGUGUGAAGAAGGAAAUCGGCUUGAAAGCGAGCGAGCCCGGUGCGUCAACUCACCCUGGCUACGUUUCCAACCUGCUUCACGAGACCAAAAAGAAGGGCGAUUUAGUCAAAGUCUCCCAUCCCUGUGGCGAUUUCUUCUACUCCUCAAGCGAGGAAAACCAGCCUGUCGUUUUGAUUUCUGCUGGUGUCGGCCUCACCCCCAUGACCUCAAUUCUGAACACAUUGAUUGCCAAGUCAUCAACCACAAAUCAAAAGCUUCACUUCAUUCACGGUGCUCGAAAUUCCAAGGCUCGUGCCUUCCAAGAUCAUAUAUCCUCCAUUGCGAAAGACAAUUCGAAUAUUCAGGCGACUUUCUUCACCAGCCACCCUUCCGCCGACAACAAGCAAGGGGUUGAUUACCACCAUGCUGGCCGAGUGGAUCUGAGCAAACUAGAUGCUAAUGAUGAGUUAUUCCUGGAUAACUCCCAAACACAGUACUACGUUUGUGGACCUGCGGAAUUCAUGAAUGGUACGAAGGCCAGCCUUGAGGCUUUGGGUGUCAAAUCGGGAAACAUCAAGAUGGAGCUCUUCGGAACAGGAGGCUUGUGA
This is a messenger RNA of Penicillium manginii, 1254 nucleotides long. It is a transcript of the gene fhpA, whose product is annotated as flavohemoprotein. Gene Ontology annotation, cellular component: intracellular anatomical structure. Gene Ontology annotation, molecular function: FAD binding; heme binding; oxygen binding. The record is from RefSeq and is a predicted model, not a curated record. Gene Ontology annotation, biological process: nitric oxide catabolic process; cellular response to nitrosative stress. Lineage: Eukaryota; Fungi; Ascomycota; Eurotiomycetes; Eurotiales; Aspergillaceae. Bases 1 to 1254 code for a protein of 417 amino acids. The transcript has a single exon.